GGGGGAGACUACUUGGGGAAGGCUGCGGUAAGGUGUCUGCUUUCCAGCCCGUGCUGCUUCACUCUGUGUGAGGGCAGUGGUGCAGCCGCUGCUGUGGGGGCUGCAUGUGAGGGGCUGUGUGCAGUAGCAGGGAAAUGCAUCCAGUCCGUCUGCUUCACUUGAAGUGUUGGUUUCUGCCUCUUUCCUCCAUUCUCUUUUGUUUUAUGAAGGAGUGAAAUCAGUAUACUUAAAACUUUUUCCAUUGCUUGCAGUUACCUUACUUCACAGAUGUUGCCCAGGCUUGUACAGAAGAAAUACAUCAGUUUGGCUUUUUUGUAUUUAUGGCUAAAAGACUUGUCUCAUGAGUGAUUUAUUUGAGUUGUUAUAUCACUUUUUGCAAAAAGAGAGUUCUUCAUUUAUUUUCUUAUUCUCCUGCCUCUCUCCUGUGGACCAAAGCAAAGCCACAAGCUUUAAUUAAGUACAUUUAGUGAGAGGUUAAAAAUCACUUCACAGUCCUCUAACAGCGCUGUGUUUUUUGUGAUGGUUUCCGUGGCAGCUUGACAGCGCUGACUGGUUUGGUUUAACACCAAGAUUUAUUGACCUGGAAAUUAAUUACUCUUUUAGAGCUCUGAUUGCACCUCUCUGUUCUGUAACAGGCAUGCACAUAUUUUUUUCAGAAUAAAGCUUGCUUGGCAUAGCAGCUAUCUUUUUUUUUUUUUUUCCCCUGUGAAGGUGGCUUGAGGUUGUUGAAUGUGGUUUUUAAACUUGGCUGCUGUAGAUCUGUGAUUAGGAGACACUGCAUCAGUGCUCGGAAUCCAUAUAUCAACCAUGCCUGCUUUUCUUUCUGUCUGUACGCUGGCCAGCUUUCCAGAAACAUGUCUGGCCUUAAGAGAAAGUAAAAAAAUUAGUGUAAGAGGAUGAGCAAUACAUUUGGCAGUAAGAGGGUUUUCUUCUAAAGGAAAACGUUGGUGGGAAAAUAACUGCAUGAAACUUGCACUAGCUUUCACAGGAAAGUAUUAGGACUGUAGAAGAAUGGUUUGGUGUUUUCCUUACUAUAAACCUCAUUGCUUGACAUUAAUUGUUGUUUCACAGCUCAUUAAGUUGAAGCAUGGCCUAAGAUAGGUAUCACACUGCAUAUUUCUUCAGAGGGACACUCAGACAGCUCAUCCCAGUAUAUGAUCGUUCAUUUAACAUACAUCCCACACAUUUACUUCUUCAUACGGCUGUGAUGUUUAGUUUGUGUUAAGAAAGAAUGUCAGAAAGCUGAGAACCUGGGGAAAGAUGUUGAAAAGAUAAUUGGUGCAAGUGGGAAGAGCAGGAUGACAGAACCAGGGUUGUUUGUAGAUGGCUCUGCCAUCUAAGGAAUACUCAGACUAUUUGAAUCAAAAAAAAUGGUGAAGUCUGUCUGAGAUAUUUCUGAUGAAGGGAGAAGAAUGUGUGGGAUUGGACUCCUUCAGAGCAUGCAUUUCUACCUGUGUUCGAUGUGGCAACAGGUUCUGAGAAAGCUCUUCUUGUCCGUAUGGGAGGAUUGGAACCAAGCACUUAUGUCGGAGUCAUCAGAGUUGGUUGUUGGAGUAACGCGAAAGAAAAACGUUGGUGUGAGGAAGUGUUGGACUGAAAGAGGAGGCACUGGUACUUUGCUGAAGACAGUUGUUAAGUACUCUGUAUGAAACCGGUGAAUAUUUUGCAACUUCUUGUUUAAGAGGUCUGUAUUUCGUAUACUGAUUAAUGAGAUGGUCCUGAAUGCAGCUGUGCUCGAAAGCCUGCGUUCUCAUGUGAGUGGUGAAAGGGGGCAGGGAAAAUGAAACAGGUGUUCUUAGAAGCAAGUCAGGAGGGGACCUAGUAUGCAAUUCAGAUGGUUCAGCUGUGUUCUUGAAGUGGUAACUUUGCUGUGCUUUAGUCUGUGAACAUGUAGGAAUGUCUUCCAGUAUGAAAAAAACAAAAUGGAUGACAGUAAAACUACUGCUCGGUCUUCAUUGCCUAUGUGGGACUCUGUUAGAAAUUGUUGGGAGUUUUUGGUAACUUGGCUGUCAGUUUGCUUUGUUUCAUUAGUAGCAGCUAAUAGCCCCCCAUCACUCCCAGUCUGAUGCUGUCUAAUAGUGAAUGUACUGCUCAGUAAGUCAACAGCAACGUGCAGCAUUCUAGUCAGUAUUAUAAUAUCAUGCUGCAACAGGUUUUAGUUAUUAAAAAGCAUACAGAUAAAUGGAGUAAAAUUACUUGUGUUAAAAAAUGACUAAAAUGCCCUGAUUCAUGUGAAAGGGGAGUGCUGAGCAGAAGGAUGCCCGAGUUGAGGCUGUGUUACCUUGAGGUUGCAGGCGGACAGUGGGUGUGUGGAUUUGCUGCGGGUUGCAUAACAGCACAGGCAUGGCCAGCUCUGCUUGAAAAAAGCAGCCGAGUAAACAAAAAUUGAUAGGAAGCAUUGUUAAUAUUGAGGAAUGGUACGCUUGAUUUACAUUUCCAAAUGUGAUACGUUAAACUAUGUUGCUGUUCUGUAUACAGCUUAUGGUAGCUCUCUGGUGAGGUUUGUGCAGUACUAGUGAAAAGCAUAAGCACAAAGCGGUGUUUGUAAUGCUUGGUAACUUCCAGUACCACUUGGUUUGAUGCAUUUGUGACAGGAUCUGGGCUGCCUUAAUGUCCUGAUGGUGUAUAUGCAGCAUAAGAGCUACUGCAGUGGUAUCAACAAAGUACCGGUGAUUUAGUUCUCUGGCAGGGAGGUCUUCUAAGCUGUGGUAGAACAGCUGUGUGCAGGAACCCAGCUGCAGUUUUGUAAUUAGUCCUGCUGAGCAAGCACAGGGCCACGGAUUUGCCUCCCAGCUGCUGUUCUGUGGGGUCUGAGCCCACCGAUCUGUUAUGCAGCAGUGUGGUGGUGUGUGAGCAACAAGAGAGAGACACGAGGUACCUGCACAGCCCUCUUCUGUGGAGGACAGCCGAAGAGAAGCAGAGUUGGGCUGUACUCGGCAGACUUAUUUUCUUCCUACAGCAGGAUCACAGGGAAUGCUUUUGUUUGUUUUGUGUUUGGUUGUGGUUUUUGUUUUCCUCCCAAGGACGGUAUCAGUAGGAGAUUUGGACGUCUUUUGUGUGAGUUCAAAUGAAAACUUCUGCUCUUCAGGGAAACAUCCUUGUGUAGAGCAGCACUACAGGCCUGUAUGUCACGAUUUUUUCCCUUCCAGGUAUUAGGAUGUUGAGAUGUCCUUAGAGGAGCUGAUGGCAUUCUGUAAUAGCUCCCUUCAUUCUGAAUAAGAAGAACAGCACUCAGUCUCCUUGUUUACACCGAUGUGUGUGCUUUGCUAACUUAAUCAUUUCAAAUAAUUAAUCUAGUGCAGGUCCUUGGGUCUGGGGGUCUGUUUUGGUUUAGGAGUUGCCGGGUUUUUGGGUACUGAAAGUACUUUUGAACUAUUCCAAUGACUGAGAGUCCCAGCCUCUGGAAUCACUUUGAUUUCUGGAUUUGAUUUUUUUUCCCCUCUUUUCUUAGCUGCUGAUGGCUGUGCACUCUUCUGAUAAAAUGAAUGGCUGUUAGUCAUUGUAUACUUGGAAAGGAAAUGUAUAUUUGCUCAACGAGAGUUCCCCCAGUUCAGACUGCCCAGCUGAAGCCUUCUGUGCUGUCACCGAUGGGUAACAGUGAGAAGAGUGUUGGAACAGCCCAGGGGCUGCUUCAGUUUGAGCAUCAGAAUCAUUGACGUUGGAAAAGACCAAACUAGGGGGAGGACUGUGAGCCAGCAGAUUAAAGCUGCAGAAGGAUAGAUCUGACAAAACAGCUCUGUCAAAGCGGAGUGAUCUCUUCAGCAAAGCACAGGGUUUUGACCCACCGCAUCAAAGCGAUACACGAACUAUUUAUAUAGCAAAUCGUUUUCCCCAGCAUGGCCAUUAUAUUCCUCAGAAGUUUGCAGACAACAGAAUCAUAUCAUCCAAGUAUACGGUGUGGAAUUUUGUUCCAAAAAACUUAUUUGAACAGUUCAGAAGAAUAGCCAACUUUUAUUUUCUGAUAAUAUUUUUGGUUCAGCUCAUGAUAGAUACCCCUACCAGUCCUAUUACCAGUGGAUUGCCAUUGUUCUUUGUCAUAACUGUGACAGCCAUAAAGCAGGGUUAUGAAGACUGGCUACGACACAAAGCAGACAAUGAAGUAAACGGUGCUCCAGUUUAUGUUGUUCGAAGUGGUGGCCUUGUGAAAACUAGAUCUAAAAACAUUCGGGUGGGAGACAUUGUCAGAGUAGCCAAAGAUGAGACUUUUCCUGUUGAUCUGGUGCUUUUAUCUUCUGAUCGAGUGGACGGUUCAUGCCAUGUUACUACCGCAAGUUUGGAUGGUGAAACUAAUCUUAAGACUCAUGUUGCGGUCCCAGAAACAGCAGUGUUACAGUCUGUUGCCAACCUGGACAAACUUGUAGCUGUCAUAGAAUGUCAGCAGCCAGAGGCAGAUCUAUACAGAUUUGUUGGAAGAAUAACUAUAAGCCAACAAAUGGAGGAAAUAGUACGACCUCUGGGGCCUGAAAGUCUCUUACUUCGUGGAGCAAGAUUAAAAAACACUAAAGAAAUAUUUGGUGUUGCAGUGUAUACAGGUAUGGAGACAAAGAUGGCAUUAAAUUACAAGAGUAAAUCUCAGAAACGGUCAGCAGUAGAAAAGUCUAUGAAUUCCUUUUUGAUUAUUUACCUAAUUAUCCUCCUCUUUGAAGCCAUUUUGAGUACUAUUUUAAAAUAUGCCUGGCAAGCUGAAGAAAAAUGGGAUGAACCUUGGUAUAAUGGAAAAACAGAACACGAAAGGAACAGCAGUAAGAUUCUGAGAUUUAUUUCAGAUUUCCUUGCUUUUCUGGUACUUUACAAUUUUAUUAUACCCAUUUCACUUUAUGUAACUGUUGAGAUGCAGAAAUUUCUUGGAUCUUUUUUUAUUGGCUGGGAUCUUGACCUCUAUCAUGAAGAGACAAAUCAGAGAGCGCAAGUAAAUACUUCAGACCUCAAUGAGGAACUGGGACAGGUAGAGUAUGUGUUUACAGACAAAACCGGUACAUUAACUGAAAAUGAGAUGCAGUUUCGGGAGUGCUCCAUUAAUGGCAUAAAGUACCAGGAGGUCAAUGGUAAACUGACUCCAGAGGGGUUUUCUGAAGAUUCUCCAGAUGGAAAUAGGCAUACUUUGAUGAAAGAGGAAGAACUCUUCUUGAAAGCAGUUUGUCUUUGUCACACAGUACAGAUCAGUGCAGAUCAAACAGAUGGCGCUGAUGGGCCCUGGCAUGCCAAUGGAAUAGCAUCCCCAUUGGAGUAUUAUGCUUCUUCACCAGAUGAGAAGGCUUUAGUCGAAGCUGCAAGCCGGGUUGGAGUAGUAUUUAUGGGAACGAGUGGGGACAGUAUGGAAGUAAAGAGUCUUGGAAAACCAGAAAGGUACAAGUUGCUUCAUGUUUUGGAGUUUGAUCCAAAUCGCAGACGAAUGAGCGUCAUUGUAGAGAGUCCCUCAGGGGAAAAGCUUUUAUUCACAAAGGGAGCGGAAUCUUCCAUUCUUCCUCGUAGUAAGAGUGGAGAAAUAGACAAAACAAGGAUACACGUUGAUGAAUUUGCUUUGAAAGGACUGAGAACUUUGUGCGUGGCAUACAGAAGGUUCACACCGGAGGAAUACCAAGAAAUUGGCAAACGCCUUCAUGAGGCCAGGACUGCCUUACAACAACGGGAAGAAAAAUUAGCAGAUGUAUUCAACUUCAUAGAAAGAGAUCUGGAAUUGCUUGGGGCUACUGGAGUAGAAGACAAGCUGCAGGAGAAAGUUCAAGAAACUAUAGAAGCACUCAGAUUGGCUGGUAUCAAAGUGUGGGUUCUGACUGGAGAUAAGCAUGAAACGGCUGUUAGUGUCAGUUUGUCAUGUGGGCACUUUCAUAGAACCAUGAACAUCCUUGAACUCGUUCAGCACAAAUCAGACAGUACAUGCGCAGAGCAACUGAGGCAGCUAGCCAAGAGAAUAAAAGAAGACCAUGUUAUCCAGCAUGGACUGGUAGUGGAUGGGACCAGCCUCUCUCUUGCACUCAGGGAACAUGAAAAACUGUUCAUGGAAGUUUGUAAAAACUGUUCUGCAGUGUUGUGUUGUCGUAUGGCACCACUUCAGAAAGCAAAGGUAGUGAGACUGUUAAAAACAUCUCCAGAAAAACCUAUAACAUUAGCAAUUGGUGAUGGUGCUAAUGAUGUGAGCAUGAUACAAGAAGCACAUGUUGGCAUAGGAAUCAUGGGCAAGGAAGGAAGACAAGCUGUAAGAAAUAGUGACUAUGCAAUAGCACGAUUUAAAUUCCUCUCCAAGUUGCUUUUUGUUCACGGGCACUUUUACUAUAUUAGAAUAGCAACCCUUGUACAGUACUUUUUUUAUAAGAAUGUGUGCUUUAUUACACCACAAUUUUUAUAUCAGUUCUUCUGUUUGUUUUCACAACAGACACUCUACGACAGUGUAUACCUGACUUUGUAUAAUAUUUGUUUCACUUCCUUGCCUGUCCUCAUCUACAGUCUUUUUGAACAGCAUGUGCAUCCGCAUGUUCUGCAGAGUAAACCUGUGCUCUAUCGAGACAUCAGUAAAAAUGCUCAUCUUGGGUAUAAACCAUUUCUUUAUUGGACCAUCUUGGGCUUCUUGCAUGCAUUUGUUUUCUUUUAUGGUUCGUAUCUUCUAAUGGGAGAAGACACUUCAUUGCUGGGAAAUGGCCAGAUAUUGAAACCUAACAGGCAAAUGAUGUUUGGAAACUGGACAUUUGGUACUUUGGUCUUCACCGUUAUGGUUAUAACCGUUACGAUGAAGAUGGCGCUAGAAACUCACUUCUGGACAUGGAUAAACCAUUUUGUUACUUGGGGUUCCAUUGUGUUUUAUUUCAUAUUCUCCUUAUUUUAUGGGGGAAUUAUCUGGCCAUUUUUACAUACCCAGGAUAUGUACUUUGUAUUUGUUCAACUGUUGUCAAGUGGUUCUGCUUGGUUUGCCAUAAUACUCAUAGUAGUUGCUUGUCUGUUUCUUGAUGUUGUGAAGAAAGUGCUGUACAGGCAUCUACAACCAACAAGUACUGAAAAAGCUCAGCUUACUGAGACAGGUUCAGGUAUCAACUGCAUGGACUCCAUGUGCUGCUUCUCAGAUGGGGAAACAGCAUGCACAUCUGUUAGAAGAAUGCUGGAACGACUAAUGGGAAGAUGUAGUCCAACCCGGGUCAACAGGUGUGGAAUUUCUCUCAAUAGCCUUUGCUGCAGACGAUUCUCCUAUAAACUGGAACCUGAUGAGCCUGCAGCUAUAGAUGCGUAGCAAACUGGCUGCAGGUUUUCUUUAAGUAGGAAGUGCAACAUUUUAUUGUACUUUAUUCAUCCUAAAAGAUAAGUUUCUUGCUUCUCUUUGAGUGUUUUCUUUUGGGAUCGGGAGGGGGAAAGAUGGUUCUCAAAGAUUUCUGUUUAACUGUUUAGUUUGACUUUAGUACAAGUUCUUGAGUUGUAUCUGUCUUAAUUUCUCUUGAUUUUUGUACGUUCUUCUCCUUAGAUAAUCAAGCCUUGCUGCUGCUUUUAUUCUCCUGUUUUAUGAUUUUUUUUUUUUUGCCUUCACGAAUCAGGAGUUGUUUGUAAAGUCAAAAGACUUUCCCCCGUGGUUCUUGAUGUACAACCUCCAAAUAUUUACCUUGGAGCUUGCAUUACUCCUGAAGAUAUACUAAAGGCUCGCACCCCCUUCCUUAAGUAUGACUUUAUUGUUAUAAGGAAAGUCUUUAAAUCUUUCAGCCAUUGAUUGAUACGGAGAUUAAAUAUUUUUGUAGUAUAACUUUUAUAUUCUAUUUCUAAAAUUGGUAAUUGACGGAACAGAGCCGUCAGGUUCUAAGAAUUUUAAAUGUUUUCUUUUCAGUUCCAGAAGGUAUAUUGUCAUAUGUGCCAUUCCAAAGUGUGUGCUAAACAACUCUUUUCCUUCACGAGCCACGUGUGAAACAAACACCUCAGUGGGAUAGAAGCAUUUUAGAGUAAUCAGAUACUUUUGAGGAACGAUACUGCUCUUGCAGUGAGCAAAACUCUGGGGAAAAAAGCUCUUACUAAACCUGCUUAUGUGCCAUCUCCCCACUUCAAAAUAGAGAGGGCUGUCUAAUAAAUACGGAAAUAUUUGGGGGUAGAAAUAAUUAUAGCCUCUUGUACAUCGUAGUCUCUCAAUGCCUGAAUGAUAUCAUGGUCCUUCAUUGAUGAAAAGGUAAACCUGAAAGCUGCGCUUCAUGUGUUUUCAAGGAAACUUCUUUUGUGCUCGACUGUCACUUUUAGUUAAAGGUCGUGAUAUCAUUCAUUAGUAUGAAAUCUCGUGUGGGCAGUUUUCACCGACAAGCUCUGUCAGUUCUGAUUUUGGUACUGUUACACAGUACGACCCUGUUUUGAACUCCUGUGUUGAGUGCUGUGUCUGUGAUUUCAGUUGGUUUCUCACCUGACUUGCUCAUGAAAUUUAUUCAACAUCCACAUCCAGGGAAUGAUUAUGCAACGUUUCAUUCCAUAUGAAAAAUGAACUGUUACGAAUAAGUACACUUUUAAUUAAAAUGUGCUGUAUAGAAGGCGAGCAUGAUGUAUAAAAUAAACAAUUUAAUAGAAUUUUUAAUCUACAAGAUGAGCAUUUAAUUGAUCUAAAAAUCAACAUUUUAAUGGUAAUUGCUCUAAGCUCUUGGUUUGUUUGGGUUUGUUUUUCUUUUUUCCAUUUCUUUGUAAAACUGUGCUUUCCAAAUGAGGAACUUCUCGUGCUGCUAUUUGAAAUCCAUUGUUAUCUAAUCAGAAGCAGUUUUUUUGGUUAACGUUUCCUUUUAAAGAACUUGUGUAGUUCCACAAGGUAGGUAUUCUGUUUUAUUUCUGCAAUGCAUUUACACCUUUACAGUUUUUCUCUUUUUCCACUCAGUAUAUACUGAUUUUCUUUAAGAACUUGCUUAAAACUAUCUAUUGAAUAUAAAUCAUAUUUGACAGAAUAUUGAUCAGUUUUUGAAGUCAGCUUUUUCUCAGGUUUCUUGUCUGCUUACCUCAUCAUUUGCAAAUGAAGUUCCAGUUAGCUCAGUAAUUUUAGAAUGUUUAGUGUUCAUGCAGGACUGUCCUGGUGCUGCACUGAGGGCCUGAAGCUCUGUAGCUUUUGCUUCUUCUGCCUAUGGUUGAAAUUGCUCAGAACUACUUUCUAGUUGCCCUUAAUUUUCUGAACAGAACUAGAAAGAAUGCUCCUUAAAAUUUUAUUCUCGCUUUCUUCGGUGACUUCAGUUCCAUCCAUACUACAUUAUUACUUAAAAGCUAGUCUAACAGUCAGCUCAGUAGUCUGAACUAAUAAAAGUCAAGGCUGUUUGCGUUCUUCCCUUACACUUGCCUUACAGUAAGUAAGUGUUUAAUUCUGCUAUAAUCACAUUCAACAGUUACAUAUUGAAAAGUGCUGAAGGUGUGCUUAGCAAAGCAGUUUGGUGAUUCAGAAGUGUUUGUAAAACUUAGUGCUGGGCCACUUUCAUUGCACAUAGGAGCUGAUGUUUUCAGAGGAUGGUGUGAUCCCAAACAGGGCAGUCUUCUACAUACAUGUGCUUCAAAAAACAGCUCCAUAUUCAGCCAGGAGGUGGCUGCAGAUUGGCUGUAAGUGUGCUGUGGAAUGAAGAGCAGUGUUUAAAAUUGUGUUGAUUUAAUAGGUUGUGUUGUAUUUUAUGCUCAUUAUAAUUUGUCAGGUAUUAUAUUCUGUCAAGUAUGAUAACAUAAAAUCAAAUAUGGUAUCAGAUUUUCGUAGAAACUUUGAAUCAAAGUUGUACAAAUGCUUGGAGUAGAGGGCUACAGGAAUAUAGUACUUACUGCUUGUGAAAUGAAUUCAAGAACUAUUUUCUAUAGAGUUUCAUUCACCGGUUAGAAUAUAAAAUGUGUGCCAUGGUAUGAUUGAUAGAAUGCAUUUUUGUCUGUCUGUACCAUUAAAUUGUCUGUCAGUUUGUCAGUCACUAAAACAUUAGGAAUUCUGGAUCACAUCACAUUCCUGUACAGUGGGAUUCAUUAUGAGUUGUUGGCUCUCCCAUGAGUGGUACUUGUGGCAAAGCACUGCAUGUAAAAGUUCUGAAGAAACAGCAGAUUUCUGACAGAGACAUUUGGAGGAUAAAUUUGUUAUAUUUGGAUUCCCUGUCUUUCAAUCUUUUAAUUUUCAGCUUUUCACAUACAGUCCUAUAAUGCUGUUCAGCGGAGAACCGUGGUUGCUCUGCAGUAGUAGAAGUAGUAAUCUGUCCUUAAGAUGCUGGGAAAUCAUAUCUGAAUCAGAAGUCGCGUUAGCUUUUUGAUGCCUUAAAGUUUAACUUAAAUUUAACAUUAAGAGUUGAAAUAACCUUAUGGCUGUAGAUAAGGUUUUGCCCACCUGUAACUUUAGGCAGCAUUUCAGAUCAGAACACCCAUCAGCUGGCAUACUGUGGCUAGCCGUGCGUACCGCAAGGCUGUGCCUGAACGUCCUCAGGCAGUUGAACUGCAGUGUUCUCAGUGCCUCAGUGUAGGCGUGCAGCAUUUGUUUUCUUUGCUUGAGGCCCAGUACUAAAAAUCUAACCGUAAAGCUGGCCUAGAGGCCUCUGGUCAUUUCAGCUCAAAGCAGUGAAAAUAUCUGAUUAACUUUACAUUUCUAGCAAAUGUGGCAUUGUUAAUUACAUAGUUGGGUUUACUGAUAGCACUAUACUUUCAAAGGUUAAAAUGAAUUGCAGGUGUUUACGUGAAACUAAUAGAUAAGUCUUUUAAAGGGUUACGUGAGCCUAAUCUCCUAACACUUUUAUUUUUGCUUUCAUAGACUUUUCUCCUCGCCUCUAGCUAUAAGUUCCCAGUCAGCCAAACUUUUCUUUUAUUGUUACUUUAGAUCAUGGAGUUCAACGGAUCCCUUCUAUGCCAACGACAGAAGCAUCUUGACUCUCUCCACAAUGGACUCAUCCACUUGUUAACAGGGACAUUUGUAAAUACCUUGUGGAAGCCAAGUGCUGCUCAUGUACCUAUAGUAGGUUCUGAAGUGAGUUCAGUGCUACAUCCCUGCCCUAGACAGGACUGGUGGGACUUAAAGGCAAACUGGUUGUCCUGUAGCCAAGCAUAACAGACAUCAGGACUGUAUUUGCUUCCAAUACUUUUUCUAAUGAUAUCCACGAGCUGCUAAGUAAUUUUUUUUUUUUUUUUUUUGGUAAGAAAUGCUUUUACCUCUCACCAUUAAAUCUUUUUUGUUACCGUAUGAGCAGAUUGGAACCUUGUGUUUGAUAUUUGAGAUGCUGGUAUAGCACAGUGCAAAAUCUUUCUCCCCCCAAAUCCAAACAAUCAAAUAGAAUUUGCACAACGAAACGUAAGUGGAGAGUAAUGAAAUUAGAUUGUCCUUUACUCCACACACACUCAGUUUGGACUGUCUUUUACAGCUGCUACUUUGGCAGUUUGCAGAUCAGUCUUAUUGUUUCCACAGAUGGUUUCUGUAUUGUUUAAGUACUCAGUAACUUUUUAGAGAUAAAUAUAAUUCAAAUAUUUAUGCUGUUGUAUGAAUGGCCAUUUAGUAGCCAUCACUUUGAGAAACAGUGUACGUAUCGGUCAUUUGGAGUCACGAGGAUUUAACAGGUUGCUGUUUUCUUGAAGUGUGAUUCAAAGCCACUCAUCUCUCACACCGGUUUGUUAACUGUUCACAAACCUGAUGUGGGAAAAUGGGAAAGAAACUGUGGCUCGUGCAGGUACCUCACUGACAUACGUUUUUGAAUGAGGAAUCCUUUUCAUGUUGGUGAAUCCUUGCAUGUUUUGUUCUUUUUCAUGUAUUUAUAUUUGGCCAUGUUGUAUGUUGAAGAUGUGGUUAAUGCUUAAUUAUCUUCAUAUAGCUGAAGGAUCUGAGAUAUUGGUGGCAGGGUUUUGAUACCAAAGUAUGCCAAUAAAAGCAGAUUGCAUCGAUGCAACUUGGAAUGGUA
Messenger RNA from Gallus gallus (chicken), 11828 nucleotides. It is a transcript of the gene ATP11B, whose product is annotated as ATPase phospholipid transporting 11B (putative). Gene Ontology annotation, biological process: phospholipid translocation. Gene Ontology annotation, cellular component: plasma membrane; trans-Golgi network; recycling endosome. The record is from RefSeq and is a predicted model, not a curated record. The transcript is spliced from 31 exons. Gene Ontology annotation, molecular function: magnesium ion binding; ATP hydrolysis activity; ATP binding. NCBI's taxonomy places the organism in Eukaryota, Metazoa, Chordata, Aves, Galliformes, Phasianidae. The coding region runs from base 3983 to 7219 and encodes 1078 amino acids.